AUGGGCCUGGUAGGCGAAUCGUCAGCGAUGGCAUCAUCCACUAGCGUGGCUUCAACCGAUUCCUAUCCAAUCAACUUUCGUUCAUUCAGCACUGAUUUGAAGAGCGACGAAAUCGGUACAAAUAGAUCGGAACUGCCGCCAGACAUUGGAGUACAGCCGGACGCGCUUGAAACUGGAGAGGCUUGUGCCAGCCGUAUCGCGGCGUUAGGAAAGGUAAAAUGGGACAAAGAGCAGUUUGACACCCGGCGUCCGUACGAGCGGAAAAGCUACGACCGUUCGUACCGGCGGCUUCCGGGACACCUAGCCGAGUUCGAGGGGCUUGACGUGAAGCCUAGGAAAUGUGCGGUCACGGACACGUUCGCCAGGCGGACUCCGAUAGAGGAAGUGUUUCAUAAGCGCAACAUCAAGAGUGUUUGUGCCACCGAAGCACCGCGAAGUCUGGUGGAUUGCGUCGACGAUGUCAUUGUGGCGGAUAACGUGAGUUCAAGCGAAACUGAGACUGAGGAGGAGUGUGUCGAGUUGGAACAAGCCCCUGACAAGAGGGCUGUUUCGCGGGAGUGCUGCAAGACGUUCUUCCGAGCCAGAAGAACACUGCUACGGAGUGAGAUGUUUCAGGAAUACUUCAAUCGAGAGCCACCUCCUCCGAAGGAAGUGGACUCUGAUGACACGGAACAGACGUUGGACGUCGUUGCGUCGAGAGAUUCCCUUAGCCAAACCGAACAGGUGCAAUCUGAUUCGGUUCAACCCCGGCAGGUUAGAUCAAGUUCCAUUGGAUCAUACGAGCCACCCGCGAUUUUGCACAAAGAAAGUAAAGCUCCCGUCAUCAAGGCACAGGAGCUGUUCAUACAACGCAUGAGGGGGCGCUAUCUGCAAAGAUUCGAUCGGGUCCGUCAGAAGCUGGAAGAUGCCGAACGGGAACGCCAAAAGCCUCCCGUACCCUUCGAUGCGGAGCAGUACGAAGCGGACUAUCCGGCGCCUGAUAUCACGAACCAAGCUAAAGUUCACUAUCGCGAAUCGCUUCGCAAGCGUCUAGAGGAGUUGGAACUACUUCAACGGCGAUCUGUUCGCAAAUAUCCGGCAUCGGCCAAGCAGUUUGCGGCGUACAAGUUCCAGCUAAUGGAGGACCGGCGAAAGCUGCGUGAUGAAGCACUUCUUGUGGAAGAUUACCUCCGAAAUGCGAACACCCCGAAAGAACUCCCGCAGGCCCGACUCGAAGUUCGCCACUAUCGACUGGCUGAGUUUGGCGUCCAAUGGGACGAUGCGGAAGACACCGAGGACGAACGAGACCUGAAGGAGCAGCAGCAGCAGGACGAACCGCUGGUCUACCACACCUGCCUGACACGGGAAGAGUGGGGCCACUGGUUAGCGAGAAGUACCAAGAUCGAGAAGCUGAAGUUGCCGAAAGUCAACGUUCCUCGGCUUCCGGUGCUGGUGCACAAAAGCCACGAAAGCCCAAUCCGUGCCUACAUUCAUGGAAGACAGGAUAGUUACUCUGCUGUGGGUGAGCCCGAGCAGAGCCACCAACGGCUUGGUCAACCGCAAGAGAUUGCCAGUUCCAUUCGAACGCCCGCCUCUCAGCCAAAGGUUACGAUGCGUGACCUCCUGUUCGACCCAAUGGUCAAACCCGAGCCAGUGGAUUACAUUUCGUACAACAUAAACCUACGGCCAUAUUUGGAAAUCGCCGAGCAGCGCCAACAACGUCUCAAGGGACAGCGAAAGGGUCAACGGCAGCUACGCAAAAGCCGGAUGCAGUGGAUUGAGCAGCUCGUAGACGAAAUCUGUCACCGGAAACGGUGCUAG
Messenger RNA from Anopheles nili, 1800 nucleotides. RefSeq lists its product as uncharacterized. NCBI's taxonomy places the organism in Eukaryota, Metazoa, Arthropoda, Insecta, Diptera, Culicidae. The record is from RefSeq and is a predicted model, not a curated record. Bases 1 to 1800 code for a protein of 599 amino acids. The transcript is spliced from 2 exons.